This is a messenger RNA of Fragaria vesca subsp. vesca, 969 nucleotides long. Its product is annotated as probable protein ABIL5-like. The transcript is spliced from 8 exons. Bases 65 to 814 code for a protein of 249 amino acids. The record is from RefSeq and is a predicted model, not a curated record. NCBI's taxonomy places the organism in Eukaryota, Viridiplantae, Streptophyta, Magnoliopsida, Rosales, Rosaceae.
ACAUUGCUUAUCCUCCUACCUUUUACUCUUGCGAGCUUUCCAAGACCUCAGAAGAAGUUCAAACAUGGAGAAGAUGGAGGACUCUAUACCCUGUUCAGGGAAACAAGGAGAUUCAGAAGACGAGUCCAAGGAGGUUGUGAACUUUGACAAGUCUCUCCAGGAACUGAAAGACUUGAGCUCCCAACUUCAUUAUGCUGCUGAAUACUGUGAAUCAACCUUCUUGGCUGCCCAAGAAAAGAGAGCUGUGGUGGAAAACACAAAAGAGUAUGUAUGCAGAGCUGUGAUUACUGUUGUUGAUCAUCUCGGAUGCGUUUCUGCUAACCUCAAUGGCCUCAUUUCCGAGACUAAUGAAUUUUCAGACGCCGAGCUGCGAGUAGAUUGCCUCAAACAAAGAAUUCUCCUGUGUGAACAAUUUACCCACAAGCUUGCUCUCACAAGAACAAGAUGGCAUGAGACUUUGCCGAGGCAUAGCGCACGUUUUCUAUUUGCACCUAUCAGACAUGAUGAGAAAUCUAAUGAAGAUAUGAGGGAUUCUGGAAAACCAGCCUUUCGGAAAACUAUUGACAAGCAUGAAUUUGAGAAAGAGGAAGCAAUGCCACUUUUCGUGUACACUUACUCACACAAACCAUCUUUGUCCAAGGAUAAUGCUAAUUCAGCUUUAGUGCCUGUUCGUGAUGGCCUAUCAAUCCUUUCCAGAGGUCCAAAUCCUACAUUUCAUUUUCAGGAAACUCGGAAGAAAGGACGCAACAUUAGGAAAUCUGGGCAGGGUGGUGACAUUUUUUCACUCAUGAGACGAGCUAGACGAGCAAUGUGAAAACUGAAAACUCCUGAAACGCUCCAUAUAUGUAUUUCCAGUGGCAGCUAGACUUAUGUUGAUGCUCAUCAUAUAUGUCGAUCAGUUGAUGCGAACAUUAUUCAUAUGCUUGUUAAUAUAUGUAAAAGAAGGGGUAGCCAGAUAUAAUAUAGUCC